Pocillopora meandrina is the source of this 2885-nucleotide messenger RNA. NCBI's taxonomy places the organism in Eukaryota, Metazoa, Cnidaria, Anthozoa, Scleractinia, Pocilloporidae. The record is from the annotation of a GenBank genome assembly.
AUGAAUCAAAGUUCUGGGAACCAGCGUUUCGCUUAUCAGCAACCAGUUCGCCAAGUCCCUCCAGGUCAAUCGCAGCCCGUGUAUUUCCAGGCCCAGGCCCCUCCUGGACAGUAUGCUCAACAACCAGUUGGACAGGUUGUACAACAGGUCCAACUGGUUCAGCCUGCAGCAGCAGCUCAGGAACCGACGUUGCCAAAGACUACCGAUUAUUGGAACAGUGCCUUGAUUGCAGAAAGAGUGGUUGAGUUUGUGAGUUGUUGUUCCUUUUUUCCACAAAUUGAUGCCAGAAUAAGCUGCCACCUUUUUAUAUGAAAGAUUGUUUAUUGAGCUAGGCUGAUACAGCUUUUUCAGAUUUUUGAAGAAAAUGAAAGCUUGGUGCUCUGAAGCAUAACGAUACAGUUUUGGGAACAAUCUUUAAAUUGACCACUACAGCCUAAAAAGCCACCUGGCACUGAAAAACCCACGCUGUAAUUCACUCUUAUAACAUUUCUUAUACAGUUUAUUUCUUGUUUGUAGCUUUUCCUGUCAGCUGCUUGGAUAUCGAUUGUUAGAUAUUCCAGCCUGAGUGGAAGCGAUUCUUGGAAUACGAUUGGAUAUUCGGCAUAUUUCAAAUAUUCCGGAGAUAGUCCCGUAUAUGAAGUCGGGAGAGUGAAUUUUUUUAAGGGAAUCACAGUGUUCUGCUGGAUCGUGUCCAUUGUAUUUCAAGUUGGGUUUGUUUUUGGCUUUAACUAUAUCAAGCGUUUCUUGUCACGACCGUCACACUUGACAAUUGUGGUAAGUUUAUCGUUGGUGAAAAUACAUUUUACAUUUGAGACCAGUUAAUAGAAUCCCAUGGCUGUGGAAGAUUGUCGCGAUAAUCGACAGCUCAAGUGUAUAGAUACUCCUCUAGAAUAAAAUGUCAUCUUACUAGUGGUUCAUCACAUUUUCCUCAAGUAUUUAUAUGCAAAACCACGAAUAGGAAUGCAAGGUGAAGUAGAAAUCCCUUUUUCCAGCCUAGGUUUUGCCCAAAUCAAAUUUCGCAGCCUAAUUUUUAUCGAAAUCUUUCUCCAAUUGCCUUUUUUGCGCUUGUUUUCCUGGGCCUCAAGUCAAAUUUAUUUCCUUUAAAAAAACAAAGCAAAUCCUCGCUCGUCAUUCAUCACUUCAAGCCUCUUUGCACGUGGGCAUGAACUUAGGGAACCAUAUCACUAAAAGAAGCCACAUCACAGUUUGUGUGCAUCUCGAAAGACUUAUCUCAUAUCUUUGUGUGUUCGUCAAUAAUUAUCAUUUGCAAUUCAUUUUAAUUUUCUCCACUCUUGAAAAAUCUUUUUGCCUACCCUGACGAGCUAUCAUUCAACAGUUUGAAAAUAAAUGCUCUAAAGACUUCCCCCCUCCCCUCUCUCUCCUCCCCUCCCCCCCAAAAAGAUAUAUUCUUAAAUAUGACUGUAAUUAUAGGAUGAUAAUAGUAAUGAUAAUGAAAAUGAUAACGAUAAUGACAAUGAUAGUGAUAACGACGAUGACGACAACAAUGAUGAUGACGAUGUCGAUGAAAAUAACGAUGAAGAUAACGAUGACGAUAAUGAAAAUGAUAAAAAUAACAAAGUUUUAUCGUUUGUCCGGCGAUAUAGUCACUUCUGAACCUAUCAGAUUCAGCUUUUCUUUUUUUCUCCACAGUGCGUCAUUGUGCAUAUCAUCCUGACCAUCUUACUGGUGGCUUGUACACUGAGCCUCGUGUUUUAUGCGCAUGAGAUGUCCAAGGCUUACGACUCACUACCCUUGGCUAUAAGGAUUAACCUUGAUGAACUCUACUUGGCACUGGUAAUCUACAACGGCAGUCUCUCCUUUAGGCCUUAAUAUGUGUCACACAGAAAAAAAGUUUACGAUUAUACUAUGGGACCUUUUAUCAUUAUAAGGAAAAUAAACGUAUGAAGAGAGAUCAGAGCCGAGCAAAUUAUUCGUAUAGGUGGUUCGCCGAGUAGAAUCCGUUUUUAUUGUUUGAAGCCAAAUUAUCUACAUACAAAACAUAAUCAGCCGGCCUAUAAGGGGACGGAGGGUUUUCCUUCGAGGAGUGGUACUCAAAAAUUAUUUUUACUCACAAAACCUCAACGUAUAAUAACGAUUUUCUUCCUUUUCCGACAGAUUUUUGGUUUCCUGGUCUGCUUUUCUUUCUUCGAAAGCGUUCGAUUGUUCUACAAAAUGAUCGUUACGCAAAGAGGAGAGGAAGAAACUGACAACACUGCACAGACGGCUCAGGGGCCUGGUAUUCAGUCUUCUGCUAUAUAACCCAAAGCUGAUAUUUUAGCAAGGAAAGAAAACUUUUAACUAGAUUACGAGAUAUGCUAGCGUACUGAAUGUAGUCAACCCUUUAACUCCCAAGAUCUGAUUGUUAAUUCUCUCCUCUAGCUGAAACACAUUUCCUUGAAAAUUAGUUAUGAGAAUUUGGUGUUAGAUCAAAUAACAACUUCCACCUGAUACAUAUGAAUAUUUUCAUUACCUGUUUGCUGGAUAAUGUAGGGAUAUUAUAGGGAGAAGUUUUAUGUUGAUCACUUCUGGGAGUAAAAGGGUUAACGUUAAGUUAGAGAUGCCUGAAUACGGUUUGGUAAAAUUGAUGAUAUAUGUUACCCAUUUUAGCUAUCUUUUUUUGCGAUGUUAGGUUUCGUGUUUUAGUGCUUUACACCAUGGGAUCACGUUUGUUUGUACUUUUUUCAGUCGGAUUGUUCAUAGUUAUGUAAUAAAAGGCAAUCAGUCGAAAAAAAACCGACAAACUUCACUGUAAUGGGUUUUUGUUAGGCCUUUUUUUUACUUGGCUGGGCCUAAACAAUAUCCUCUUAUGCUCUUUUUUAACUUACUGACUUAGAGAUGUAGUUAGUCACUUUAUGUGAACGCAAAAAAAUAAAGUUUGUUCAUGG